AUGGUCUCCGAGUCGACCGUCAGCACUCGCACGUCGCUGAUUUCGCUGGACCCGGCUAUCGCAAGCCACAUCACAGGCACCACCCGCACCACGACCGUACCCGAGACCUCGCAACAUGGCUCCAGUCCAAGAAAGACCGCCAAAAUUGCAGACAGCGACGUAUCGCGAAGGCAUAUUAGGAACAAUUCUGCCCCGAACGUCAGUGGCAAGAAGAAAGUGGGAUCAUUAAAGCGGGUGAAGAACAGUACAGAGGUCUUGAGACAACGAUCCGCCAGGUCUUCCAAGAAGACAAAACCGUUGGACACGAUCCCCGACACAAGAUCGGGUCGCAAUUUCACGGUAGGCAACGUGGGCACUGGCGGAAUCCUGUACCUCAAGCCAUCCGCGAAACAAGCCCACCCACGUUCUGCAAUAUCUCCCCCCAGGUUGCCGACCACGGCGCCGCCAGCAUUGGGACAUGAAACCCAUACUUUGACGGACCAGAAACCUGUGUCGAACCCGUCAGUCACUUCGCACACCCGUUCGGCUUCCCCCAGACGAGUCAGAUCGUCGGACAGAAAGGUCGCCAUACCCAAUCAUGUUCGCUCGCAGUCCUUUUCAACAGUCGAGGAACGUCGUCGAUCCCCUUCAGCGUCCAAAUCAAAGACUGUGAGGAUCGUCAUUCACCGUCCUGAGAAUGGCCGGCCCAGCACAGCCGGUCAGUCCAUUGAGGAAGAGGAGGAGGAUGAAGGUCUGCCGACUCUCGAGGUCCCCAUUCCACACUACCGCAUUGGCACUUUCCGCUUCAGCACUCAAGGCACUCCCAUGCUGCGCGGUUCGUCAUUCACGAUAGGAUCGGCCACGCCUUCAGAUAUGACACCCACGCCAGGCCUCAUGCAGGCCGACCAAUAUUUUGGUGCUCCGCCAGCGUCCAGCUUAAAGGCAUUUGCAAAGCUGGACGCCGCCAUUCCCGGGCAGCCCGCAGGUCGCCAACGGUCAAAGUCGCAGCUUACGACCUCUUCCAACUCAACCUCGGCAACCACGUCCACAUCGGCAACCUCCAUUCCGCCCGAAGUCUUCGAUGAUUUGACCCAAGUCUAUGACGAUCCUUCGGUGGUUCGGUAUUGUCAGAAUGUGAGGGAGAUAACAGCCGCCACUCCAGCACGUAUCAUUGCCCAGAUCUCCUCUGACUCCUUCAUGGAUUAUGAACUGGUCUCUGACUUUUUCUUGACUUUUCGGUCCUACAUGUCCACAUCCACGGUUCUGGAUCUCCUGAUGGCACGGUUGCGCUGGGCCAUUGCCCGCAUGGAAGACGAUGGCCGCAUCAUUCGUGUUCGGACUUUUGCUGCCCUGCGACAUUGGAUCCUGAAUUAUUUUAUGGAUGAUUUCUAUCCCCAUCCACGGCUUCGAGAGCGUUUCUGCCACGAAGUCAAUAAACUGUAUGCUGAUGUCAAGGCAAGCCCAGUGCAUGGGUUUAGUGACCUCAAACUCUUGCGCGAUCUCAAGCGGUGCUGGAAUGGGCGCUGCUCCCUUUGUUGGGACCCAGCAGAUUUCGAUCUGGACGGCGACCAGGAGAAUGACAUCCAACCUGGAGGUGAUGAUGACUCGGAAAGCGCCCGGACACCCCAGAUUGGGCCGCCUCACGUAGUGCAUCCACGUUGCGACACUCCGCAGACAGAAGUUCUCCGGGGCCCGGCGCACAGUUGGUUCGAGGCCGAAGCCGUUUCUGUGCACCAGCAUCACGAUCAAGGCUUCGAUCCAGUCACGGACUCCCUCAUGAGUGACGGCAGCUUCCAGGCAACUUCAUGCUUUCCUCACAAAAAUCUUCUUCGUCUGGGUGCCGACCCUGAUUCAACGUCGCGAGGUCCUCACCCAGUCUCCGUACAACUCAGGCGGAAAAAUGCACCCUCCAAUUUGCAAGUGAACACGCAGCCCAACUCCGUAUCCAAAGUGUUGGGUCACAGGCGGGGACCUAGCUCGAUCGAUAGUAAUCGUGAGCAUACUCCUCGCAAGACUGAACCCGAAACCCCCGCAGUCGGUUUCGAGGAUGGCGACAUGAUCAGAGGUCUCCUUUAUAGUCCUAGCGGUCCCUUUGUGCAAAUAUUGCCAUCAGCUUCCACGCAGUCCCUGAGCAAUACGCAGUCUGGCGAUUCACAAGGCCCGCAAAGGAAGGAACACGGACGCCACGGGAUCACGCAGCCUAUGGGCAGGAACAUAUUUGGGUCUCUGCGAAAAGUCCUCGGGAACAGGCACGGACACGCCGACGUGACACUGAUGAGUGUUUCACAAUCUACGACCGACGUUCCAAUUAGAACUCACAAGGCGCCAAUGCCUCUAAACGUCUCCAAGUCAUAUGAUGAGCUUCGGGGCAAGGCUGUGCCUACCAAGGUGAAGAAAGCCGAGGUCCGCAUUGAUCUUCUGUGCGCUGCAGUAUGUCAGAAUUACGAGACUACAUUUCCCACCAAACGUCAAGUCCAUUAUAGUGCCCUACUGGGCAAACGAACCUCGUUUGAAGCGAUGGAUAUGGAUGACAGUCAAGACAAAAGGCUGCGAAUGACCAGUCAUGCCACCGCUCAAAGCGGUUCAAUCUUGAUCGUCGAUGGAACAGGCCUCGAUCUGCCUGUCAUGGCUGGUGCUCUUCAGGCGGACAGCCGAGGCUCUUUGCAUGAAGAUCCCGCCUUGAUACCACUGCCUCCAGAGGUACCGGUAGGCGAUGAUGGACUGAUGAGCGACGAUAGUUUCGAUGCGAUUGCCACUCAGCGAAGCUCUAAUCUCUUUGGAAACCAGUUGGGCUUGGGCGCUGGAAGCAACGACACCCUUGAGCAGCUGACGAGUAGUCCGCUACUACCUGAACCUGUGCAACGCGAGCAUGAAUUUGAAGACCUCUCACUGGACAGACGUCCACUUUCGCCUACUACCGCUAGUUCCGGCACAGUACGGGGAGGAAGCGGCUCCCUUGAUAUUCCUAGACCAAUGACGGAGGAUACUGAGUUUCAGGAAAAUGCUAGUCCAGUCAAUGACGACGGUGGACUAUCGCACGAAGAGGCGAAAUCUCAUCCAGACAACAAAUUACCAGCCCAGACCUUGAGGAGAAGGCCUGGGGGCAACCUGCGACGAGUGGAAAAUGUUCAGCAGCUCGAUCAGGCGAUUCACCACUCUUCCCUCUAUACUGCCAGCAUUGCGUCUGUAUCUUCCCAUGAGUCUUUGUUACUCAGGAAGACGGUAACCCGUCGUGCUUCGGAAGGAGGGCCACGGCCUGGAAAGCCGAUCUCGAUGAUCAAUACCCACUCUUCCCAGCAUCUUCGCCCUUCAUUCGAAGCUGCUGUGGCAGGUUUCUCUGCCAUCCCCGAUGACGACGACGGUGGGUUGGAAGCGACACUCAUGAAACUAGAGGGAACGUAUGAGAAGAAAUCACCUCCGAUCGACCGGCACCCUCAUGACAUGGCUGGACAUCGUAGGUCCUUGCCAGAUUUGAGGAUGACAUCACAGUUGGAACUCGAGGGGCCACUGCAGCCUUCAAUCACUGCUGAGCGAAGACCUGAAGAGCGUGUAGUACAUGAGACAGUACAAGAACUAGGACCUGAAGACAGCCAGGAAGAUUUGAUCUCAGAGAAACCCGAGGUUUUGGAGAUCAAACCAUCGUCUUCUCGAAGAUCGUCAAUAUUUGGGCUGCCCACCGAGUCUGUGGCCGACUCUGAAGAUUCAUAUGGUUCUCUCCCGCUGCUCAGGCGCGAGACGGCUCACGACAGCGCUACUGAAGCAGUGCCUGCUCAGAGUAAGCACAGGCCUCCUCCUAUUGCUCCUGGUUACUGGGCACAAGAUCCUCCUCAAUUGUUCCACUUGCCAAAAGGACCGCCACCCAGUGCAACCAAAUCACGGCAUAGCUUCCCUAGACCAGAGACAGCUGGCAAUGAUAGUAAUCGAUCCUUUCUGCUGGACGAGGAUGAAAAUCUGUCUGAUUUGUCGUCCGAGAUUUCGGUCGAUAUUAUCAAUUACUCCGAGAUGAUAGGACGCUCUAUGUCUCCGAUGCUCGCUGCACCAGGAACCGCCAUCUCUGGACUGGAGAUCCCUGCUCAUCCUCUGACGUACGCCUCGGUGGUCAAUCUCAACGUUCCGGAACCCACCACUAGAGUGUCGGAUCCUCUCCCACAGACCGGUACCGUUCCGUCGCAGGCACCAGCAUCUCUUGCUCGUCCAGGACUUCGGGCUCCUGGUUCGUCGUCUCAGAUAAUAACGCGACUGCCGGCUGGUCCGGCUCACUUACCAUUUGUCCUUGCAUGUGACUCACAAGUCCUUGCUCAGCAGAUGACUCUGGUCGAGAAGUCGGCGCUCUGUGAGGUCGAAUGGUCUGACCUCGUUGAAAUGCAUUGGAAUAACAAGGCUGCGGACGUUUUGGACUGGGUUGAAUGUCUUGCUGAUGGAAGUAUUCGUGGUAUUGACUUGGUCAUCACUCGCUUUAACCUUGUCGUUAAGUGGGCGGUGUCCGAGAUUGUGCUCACCCAUGAUAUCUACGAACGAGCACGAGUCAUUACGAAAUUCAUCCACGUCGCAGCUCAUGCGAGAAGACUGCAUAAUUACGCAACCAUGCUGCAGCUAACUAUAGCCCUCACAUCGACGGACUGCACACGACUUACAAAGACCUGGGAUAUGGUCUCUAGUCCGGACAAGUCUCUGCUCAAGCACAUGGAGGCGCUUGUACAACCCAUUCGCAACUUCCAUGAUCUUCGUCUGGAGAUGGAAUCAGCUGAUCUCAGUGACGGCUGUAUUCCUUUUAUUGGUUUAUAUGUGCAUGACUUGACCUACAACGCACAAAAACCGACCCACAUCCCUGGUGGACGUGGUCAAGAGACUUUGAUAAACUUUGAGCGUUAUCGCACAACGGCAACUAUUGUCAAGGGGCUUUUGAGGCUAAUUGAUGCAAGCUCAAGAUACACCUUCGCACCAGUACAAGGUAUUAUCGAACGAUGUCUUUGGUUGGCCGCUUUGGGGGACGAUCGUAUUCGACGUGCCAGCAAAGCUUUGGAACCAUGA
This is a messenger RNA of Exophiala spinifera, 5010 nucleotides long. RefSeq lists its product as uncharacterized. Gene Ontology annotation, cellular component: plasma membrane. Gene Ontology annotation, molecular function: guanyl-nucleotide exchange factor activity. The record is from RefSeq and is a predicted model, not a curated record. Gene Ontology annotation, biological process: positive regulation of GTPase activity; Ras protein signal transduction. Lineage: Eukaryota; Fungi; Ascomycota; Eurotiomycetes; Chaetothyriales; Herpotrichiellaceae. The transcript has 3 exons. Bases 1 to 5010 code for a protein of 1669 amino acids.